CCCCGCUGGCGAUCUCUACUCCGCAUGUCCAGCAGCAGUAAUAUUAAGGUACUUUAGUUCACGGUCAUGGCAGUCGUAAUGUCGUCGCUUAAGAGUGGCAAUAGUCGCCUAUUCAUCCCUCCAACAGACAAGACACAUUGUCGAAAGACCUCUCUAUUGAAUCCUGCCUCUCUGUACCGAGACUGCCGGAUCUCUUUAUGGCCUGAUAGUGGGUCGGAAUCUCUUCUCCAUUUAUUGAAUCCAUUCAUCCACUUCCUCCGGUGUACACCCAUCCAUUCAUUGAUCGAUCGAUCCCUUUCUCCCCGCCAUGUCGCUCGCAUAACGUCGCCUCAGGAGAGACCAGCAAAAUUCAAUCCGUGGCGCGAGACCGGCCAUUCGUGCAAUCCAGCGUGCUGAAGCCUGGUCCUGACACGCUAUUGACGAUUCUCUAUAAUUUUUUCUCUUUAUAUUCCUCUCUCUCUCUCUUGUCUUUUCCCCUCUCUCUCCGUCCAUGUCCGCCUCCACCGCCGCCCUCCCGCCCGAUUCGUCUUCUGCUCGCCCGGGGCGCCUGCGACGCCUGAGCCAGCUGCGAGCCUACACCCACGCCCUCUCCUCCUCCUCAUCCACCUCCUCGACCCCCUCUUCUGCCCCCGUGGUGGCCUCCUCUGCGCCAUCGGGUCACCGUUCCUAUCGCAAUAGCUUUUCCACUCGGGUUUCCUGGUUAUCGCCCGUCUCCCACACCACCGUUCAGCCGGAAGCCAGCGAGUUGGCUCCAUGCCCGGAGCCUGAAUCGCCCGUCCUGGCUCGCUAUACCUCUGCGCCCCAGACGGGGUCUUUUGGCUUUGUUGCCGAUCCGACCUCUGAGUCGACCCCGUCAACUCCUUCCAACGAGUCCGACAGCCAGCCCGCGGCUCCCAGUCUCAUGGCCCGGCUGCGAAGCGCCUCAGCCGUGCUGAGCCGGCCUUUGCAAAUCCCAGACACGGGCAACAACUCCAAUAUUAAUAACAAUACCAACACCAACGGUCGGGGUGCCGAUCCGAGUCCCGUAAUAGACAGUCCCGGUAUGCUGAGUAGAGAAGAGGGGGCCACAGACCUUCUUGCCGGCGAUGCCGCUGCCGGUUCAAAGCAGAAUGCAACCAUCCGACUCUACCCCCACCAGGACUUGCACCAGAACUCGCGGCCCUCGUUGCCCUUCCUGCCCAUCUCGCGGACGCUCCCAGCUAGUGCCUGCGUCAUCCGUGUCGGCCGUUACUCCGAGCGUGAUGGUGUGCCCAUCUCGAACCCCCGGCACCCGUCGAGCGACCCGGUCGGCUUCAAGUCCAAGGUCGUCAGUCGGAAACAUUGCGAGUUCCACUAUCUCAACGGCCAGUGGCACGUCAAAGAUGUUGGCAGCUCGUCGGGUACUUUUCUGAACCACAUGAGGCUGAGCCCGCCCAAUGUCGCAUCGCGCUUGUAUCCCAUCAAGGACGGUGAUAUCGUCCAGCUAGGUAUCGACUUCAAGGGCGGCGAGGAAAUGAUCUUCCGAUGCGUGCGCAUCCGCAUUGAGUGUAAUCGCUCCUGGCAACAGCAGGCCAACGAAUUCAAUAAAAACACCGAGAGCUUGAUUCAGAACCUCGGCAAAGGCGAUACAUCCGACUACUCUGGCUGCCGCGAGUGCUCCAUCUGCUUGGGUUCUGUUCUACGCCCAUACCAAUGCCUUUUCAUGGCUGCUUGUGCUCAUGUUUGGCAUUACAAGUGUAUCAGCCGGCUCAUCCACACCCCCGACUAUCCCAUGUUUCAAUGUCCCAAUUGCCGGGCAUACACGGACCUGAGCGCCGAGGUCGACGAUACCCCCGAGUUCGACGAAAAGGAGCCCAUGGAGGAGCAAAAGGGUGUAGAAGAGCACAAACAAGAGGUUCCAGGGCAGAGCGAGCACAGUGCGCCAAUCCCCAUACCCGAGACGAUAGAAGAGGUACCACCUCUGGAAUCUUACCAAACCUCUGCCGUGCACGAAUCCGCUGGGGAGUCUGGUUCCGGGACCGACCACCACUCGGCGGAUGAAGGAGAACUGGCAGCCACGGUCGACCGGAUGGACAUUGACCAGGCCGACGCUCGAUCCGGCCCAACCACCCAUCUCCCCGGAUGGCAGUUGAUGACCCAGUCGGUCCAACCCGCCGCACCGCCGCGACAGACGCAGCUGCGCUCCGAGACGCCCAACCGGUCCGAGACCUCGGAUGAGAACCCCCUGACGCCGCGGAACGACUCCGGGCCUCUGGCGCUUGACGGCCGGGCCGUGAUCUCGGACUAGGCAUUGGAGGCCCUGGACCAAAGGAUGGAGAGAGCAUUCGGAAAGAGCAUUUGGAAGAGAGCAUCGGAGCUUGUCAG
Penicilliopsis zonata CBS 506.65 is the source of this 2343-nucleotide messenger RNA. RefSeq lists its product as hypothetical. Gene Ontology annotation, molecular function: protein binding; ubiquitin protein ligase activity. Gene Ontology annotation, biological process: ubiquitin-dependent protein catabolic process; protein ubiquitination; negative regulation of septation initiation signaling. The record is from RefSeq and is a predicted model, not a curated record. The transcript is spliced from 3 exons. The coding region runs from base 491 to 2266 and encodes 591 amino acids. Gene Ontology annotation, cellular component: cell division site; mitotic spindle pole body; ubiquitin ligase complex. NCBI's taxonomy places the organism in Eukaryota, Fungi, Ascomycota, Eurotiomycetes, Eurotiales, Aspergillaceae.